Messenger RNA from Rhea pennata, 1060 nucleotides. RefSeq names its product RNA polymerase II, I and III subunit K (gene POLR2K). The transcript has 5 exons. Gene Ontology annotation, molecular function: zinc ion binding; DNA binding. Bases 120 to 296 code for a protein of 58 amino acids. Lineage: Eukaryota; Metazoa; Chordata; Aves; Rheiformes; Rheidae. Gene Ontology annotation, biological process: DNA-templated transcription. The record is from RefSeq and is a predicted model, not a curated record. Gene Ontology annotation, cellular component: RNA polymerase III complex; RNA polymerase I complex; RNA polymerase II, core complex.
CGCUGAGACGUCAUCAGGCGGCGUCGGCGGGUCCUGCGGCGCGGUGGAGGUGCUGGUGCGGGUACGCGUGGCGACCGCCCUCUCCGCACCGGUGGUUGGAUCUCCACGUCUUUGGGAACAUGGAUUCACAGAAGGAUGUUCAGCCUCCAAAGCAGCAGCCAAUGAUUUACAUCUGCGGAGAAUGUCAUACAGAAAAUGAAAUAAAAGCAAGAGAUCCUAUCAGAUGCCGAGAAUGUGGCUACAGAAUAAUGUACAAGAAAAGGACAAAAAGAUUGGUGGUUUUUGAUGCCCGGUGAUAUGAGCUGAAGAUAUGGUGACUUCUUAUUGCAGUUCUAUAUAACAGUAUUUCGCUUAACUUUGCUCUGUAAAUCUUUUUGUGUACAAAUACGUAUUUUGUGUUUUAGGAUUUUGAAAUAUUAAACUUUAAUGUGGUACUAAAUUUUGCCCAUUAUACUUUUCAGUAAUACAUUUCUAAAGUUUUGUCUUAAACUGUAGUCAGAGUGUAUAGCAAUGGUAUUUUAAAUUCAGUGGUAUUGUAUUAGCUUUUUAAGUCACACUUAACCUUGUUUUCAUGACUCUCAUGUAAACGUUGUUUUUUAACUGUGUUAAACAUUCUUUGGAUUUAAACGAAUCACAUAAAAUAACCUUGGAUUGUGUAAAUUCCACUGAAAAUAAAGGAAAGGUUAAACAAAGUUAGAUCUGAAACAAGUAUCUAGAUUUCAGAAGAGGAAGACUCAGAAGAUUUUAGAGCCAGUGGUUCCAGCACCCAUUUGUGGAAGAAGUUUUAAAGAAUCAUCAUCAUCAUCCCAAACAAGGGGUGAAGAAGCAAAGAAAAAUUAAGAAACGGUGUGUGAGCAGAAAUUGCUGAACUGUUUUGUGACUUGCUUCUUAAGGAAAGAAGUAGGACUGUAAUAUAAAGGUAAUUCAGGUGUGGUCCCAAACUAAAGUAACAUCAUGCUUUGCUUUUCAGGUAAAUUCUCAGGAGCCUUAUUUAUACAAGGAUCUUUCUACUGAAAAUCCAUAUGGCCUUUGUAAUAAAAAGUUUAAGAUGGUUGUUUUA